Acytostelium subglobosum LB1 is the source of this 1233-nucleotide messenger RNA. RefSeq lists its product as hypothetical. The coding region runs from base 1 to 1233 and encodes 410 amino acids. NCBI's taxonomy places the organism in Eukaryota, Evosea, Eumycetozoa, Acytosteliales, Acytosteliaceae. The transcript has 2 exons. The record is from RefSeq and is a predicted model, not a curated record.
AUGGUUAACCGUAACAUUGAGUUGCCAGUGUUCCCAGAGGAGUACUUACCAUAUGGUAUUGAUCCAAAUGAUCUGAAGGAUUGUGUCCUCACUCAAGAUCGCUAUGACAUCAUAACCAAAUUCUGGAACAACAUCAAGAUUGGUGAGAAGGAUGUAAAGUUAGCUGAAAUGACCUCCAUCAUGAAUGGUCCACCUGGAUCUGGCAAGUCGUUCACUCUCUACCUUCUACUCUCAAUUGCCUAUGUCAAUGAUUGUAUCAUCGUCUAUCUUAGGAGUGCCAAGGACUGGAUUAGAACAAAGGAAGAAGAUAGAUGUCAACACUUUAUUGACACGUUCAUCAAGUUCAAUUCUGGACUGGCAGCGGAGAUACCUAUGGUCAAUGGUUGGAUCAAGAAACAAGCAAGGGGCAAUCCAACCAACAUAUUGGAGUUGUUCAAGGGCAUCACUCCAACAUACUCAUGGAUCGACAUUGUAAUGCAUGAACUCAAUCAUGUCACGAGCGUACCAAUCAUUCUGGCAAUCGAUGACUACGAAGGAUUGAUCAAGAUAGAUGAGGCCAAUGAUUUAUUCAAGAGUUCAGAUGAGGAGAUGGAAGACUAUGACUACCUAUUCGAUUUCUUCAAGGUCAAACGAGUGCCAGGAAAACGCGUCAGUCUGCUGGUAUCAGGAUGCCAUGGUGAUCAACUAUCAUUCAAGUGGUCACACAUGUAUACCAACAUGAAGCCAUUCAAAGCGAACUCCAACAGACUGAUUACUGAUCAAUCAUCGAUAUGUCGCGAUCCUGAUGCACUAAAGUAUAGUGAUCGACUGGAACUCAAUGUGCAUUGUAUCACCGGUGGCAACCCUGGCGAACUGAAGCUGCUCAAACAAUGGUCAGCGAAGCAUCCUCACUCCAACCCAAAGGAGUACGCAGUUGAAAGGAAGGAAUACUAUAUGGACAUUCUCAAUGAUUGCUGGGAUCAAGUCAAAGAUAGCCACAUAUACUAUGCCGCCGAGUUUGUCAGAUUCCUUCAUUGCCUCUUCUUCCCAGACUCAUUGGAGGGCUUCAUCCAUGGUCCACCAAACAUGUUGGUCGACAGAGGAUUGGUGCAACGUGACAGUCGCGGCAAUUAUGUUCCAGCAUGUCUUGCGGCACGUCAUGCAAUGUACCAAUUCUACUUCUUUGAUUUACACAUGAAGGACAAGAGUGACGGUGCCAAGUCGUCAUCUCUCAAGAGGCGAGUGGGCUCGUAA